This is a messenger RNA of Vicia villosa (hairy vetch), 2586 nucleotides long. RefSeq names its product interactor of constitutive active ROPs 3-like. Lineage: Eukaryota; Viridiplantae; Streptophyta; Magnoliopsida; Fabales; Fabaceae. The record is from RefSeq and is a predicted model, not a curated record. The transcript has 4 exons. Bases 467 to 2338 code for a protein of 623 amino acids.
AAAGAUAGCAAAGAAAGAUUACCAUACGCUAUACGACACGUCGUAUACGGUAUAUACUACGCGGACGCAAACUCCAACUUAAAACCAAUUUAAUCACCAUCCCUCAAACGACAAAACCGUACUCUCUUUUUCACUACUUCUCUCUCUGUUUCACUCCACUUUCCACUCCACAACACAAGUUCAAACUCCAUUCAACAAAACGGUAACUUCACUUUUCACUUCUCUCAAACAACAACACCUUCAACAUUUACAGCUAGGUGGUGAAGAUGAGAAAGAUAGCCCCAUGAUCUGCAUGAACACAUUAAUGAUUUGAAUAAAUUCAUGAACUUCACAUUGGAUUCACUUGUCUGCUCAACUUGUGCCAUUGGGAUAUUUCUCUGAAGUUUUACAGUACUUGUAGGUCAGGGUGCAUUCAUAUUUCAACGUGUGUGAGGCCCAAACCAUUAACCCGUUUGAGCUAUAAGCUAUGCAUACCCCAAAAACAAGAAGUGGUUCUUCUUCUGAGGUGACUCAGAAGGUUUCUGGACGCGCUGUACGCCAAAUGAGGACUACUACGAUAGACACUAACUCUAUAUCAUCUUCGUCGUCUUCAAGUCAAGUUAAUAGAAUAUCAAAGGAAAAAAGCCCCAAACUCAAUGAUCGAAAAUCACCCAGAAGCCCGGUUCCUGAGAGGAAACGUCCUAGCAAAAUAUCUGAAUUGGAAUCUCAAAUUUCUCAACUUCAAGAUGAUUUGAAGAAGGUGAUGGACCAGCUAGUUUUAACUGAAUCAAGCAAGAAGCAAGCUCAGCAAGACGCCGAGGAAUCCAAGGAGCAACUCUUAACGCUAUCUGCAAAACUCGAAGAGUCUCAAAACCAGUACCAGGAGCUCUGUGCUAACGGAGAAGCUCGUGAUAUCGAACUCCAGAGAUUGACCGAAGAACGUGACAGGGCGUGGCAAUCCGAGCUCGACACCUCUGGAAAGAAUCUCUUCGUUGACUCAACUGCUUUGGCUUCUGCUGUGAAAGAAAUUCAGCUGCUAAAGGUCCAGCUUGAGGUGGUUGCUAAUUGUGGUAAUGUUCAAACUCAACAUGCAGAAUCCGCGAAUACGGAGUUACUAAAUCUGAAGCAGAAGUUAUCAGAAUCACUUUCUCUGAUGGAGAGCAUGAAAAACCAACUCGACAAUUCCAAAGAAUCCGAAUGUCAGGCUCAAGUUGUUGUCGACGAAGCCUUGUUUCAACUCAAAGCUGCAAAAAGAACCGUCGAGAUUCUAGCGGACGAUGUUGUGAAAGAUGUAGAUGACUACAAUUCCAUUGCUUUGGAAUUAGAACAUUCUAGAACAAGGGUGGACACGCUAGAGACACUUGUGAGCAAACUUAAGACACAAGUCACUGUCACUGAUAAUGAUAAUGAAUCAGUUCAUUCUGAUCAAUUUCUUGUACAUGAUCGCGGAUUCGAGAAGGAAUGUGAAAUAGUGAAAGAUGGAGAGGAUCCUAAUGAAAUUGAAGUUGAGAUUUGUUCGUUGAAGUCCGAGGUUGAACGGUUGAGAUCUGAUCUAGAGACUGCCGAGACUAAAUAUCAACAAGAACAGAUUCAAAGCACGGUGCAGAUAAAAGGCGCGUACGAGUUGAUGGAGCAGAUAAAAUCAGAAUCAGGUGAGAGACAGCGCGAGUUGGAGGCUGAAUUACAAAGAAAGAAAGCCGAUAUUGAAGAACUGAAGGCUAAUCUAAUGGACAAAGAAACCGAGUUGCAAUGUAUAAUGGAAGAGAACGAGAACCUGAAUUUGAAGCUCGAAAAUAACAAGUCAUCACAGAAUGAUAAUGGACUUGCAAAGGAAGUUAAAAGAUUGGAACAAUGUUUGGAUGAAAUGAAAGCCGAUAUAAUGGACAAGGAAACAACACUGCAAAACAUAUCAGAAGAGAACGAGAUGCUGAAGAUGGAGAUCAGCAAGCGCUGUUCCGAUGGCGAAAAAGCAAGAGACGAAAUGGAGAAAGCUAAGGCUGCAGAACGCGAGGCAGCAACGAAGCUCGGGAUUGCGAUGGAGGAAGCAGACAGAAGCAACCGAAAGGCCGCGAGAGUGACCGAGCAGCUAGAAGCAGCGCAAGCGGCGAGCUUGGAAAUGGAAGGCGAACUGCGGAAGCUUAAGGUACAGGCUGAUCAAUGGAGGAAGGCUGCAGAAGCGGCUGCUGCUAUGCUUUCGGCCGGGAACAAUGAGAAGGUUACAGAGAGAGGUGUGUCUUUGGAGAAGAACUUUAAGUGUUCACCACCUUAUGGUGAAGAUAUUGAUGAUGAGUUCCAGAGGAAGAAAAAUGGUAAUGUGUUGAAGAAGAUUGGUGUCUUGUGGAAGAAGCCUCAAAAAUAGUGACUGAAAGAUUUAUCUAUCUAUCUAUAUAUGUUGUUUGUGUUUUUGCAAUUUUGUACACUUAGAUUAAUUUGCUUUGUAAAUUAUGGCUGUGGCUGAAACUGUUUGUUAUCUAUCUUUUAGUUGGAAAAUUGAUGUACUGCACAAUUUAUGUUUAAAGAUGUGCUACAUUAUGUCAUGUGUUUCGUCGCGGCGUAACAGUGUUUCGUCGCGGCUUUAACAUGGUUUCGGUGUUAAUUUGAUCUUCA